GCCCUCGGUCCCUUUCUAGCUUGGUUCUGGCCUGUCUCCAGAGUUCCUGGGAAGUUCUGGAGAGUAGCAUGUGCUCCAGAAGGUGGGAACUGUCUCUGGCUCUGGAACUUCUACUGCUGUCUCAUUUGUUCCUGGCAACCAGCGUACAAGAUUAUUCAAAAUAUGCCAUCUCCGGCAGCAAUGUGAGUCUGCCAAUCUCCAGUUUGCCGAGGAGCUACAAAUCACUCACCUGGUUUUAUACUACUGACCAGAAGAUUGUAGAAUGGGAAUCCGGUCAGCCUAAAUACUUCAAUAGUAAAUUUAAGGACAGGGCCAGGCUUGAUCUUCAAAGUGGCACACUGCACAUCCAUAACGUCCAGAAGGAGGACAGCAGCACUUACCUCCUGAUGGUGCUGAAGGACACUGGGGACGAGGACGAAUGGAAGAUCUCACUGGUGGUGCUUGACCCUGUACCAAAGCCUGAGAUAAAAGUCAACAAGACACAGGAAGUGAACAAGUGUUACCUGACCCUGUCCUGUGGGAUCCAGGACCAACCUGUAAACUACAUGUGGUAUGCAGAAUCCCUUCCAAAAGAGUUCCAGAGCAGUGUGCUUGAAGUGACCCAUGCACCACAAAACUACUCCAGGUCUUAUAUCUGCCAAGUCAGCAAUCCUGUGAGCAGCCAAAAUGAAACAGUCAACUUCACUUCACCCUGUGUAUGGGUCUCAUCCUGUGGAGUAGCUUGGACUGCAACUUGGCUAGUGAUCACGGUAACCACUGUUCUUGGCCUCCUAUGGAUCUGAGAUAAGCUCUUCUAACUCAAGAGUGAAACUUCAAGAAUGCAAGAUCUUGCCCUCAUCAGUAACCAUACUAUUAACCAGGACAGAAGUUCUGGCUAUAUAGGAUGGGGGAAAGUAUUGAGAUGUCUACAAGGAUUUUCAAAUUAACUUUUUAAACCACAGUAAUAUUUUAUUUUAUAUCCUCUAGUUGUUUUUUAACAUACAUAUACACAUGCAUUCUUCCCACCAAAAAGUGGGCAAAAUGUAUUAUGCAAUGUUUUCUUGUUGGAAUAAAUAUUUGAUACGGUUGCCAAAGUGGAUUCCUAAAGUUGCCCCAGAUUUGUCACACAAUGCCUGCUCCAUUAGCCUAGACAAACUGGAACAUGGAGAUACAAAGGGGAACACCUGGGACCACUGUCUCCUGUGUGCCUACAUGGCUGGGAGGUAAUUUGUGCUGUCUAACUCUCGCUUCCUUAUCCUUGCCAAACCUCCUGGGGUUCCAGCUCUCAAACUCCUCCCCCACCAAGUCCUGGUCUCCUUCUCAGUGGUUUACCUUGUUCUAGCCUCUGUGAGGAACAUACUUAUUAGGUUUCCUGGGAAUGUGGG
Messenger RNA from Physeter macrocephalus (sperm whale), 1364 nucleotides. RefSeq names its product CD48 molecule (gene CD48). NCBI's taxonomy places the organism in Eukaryota, Metazoa, Chordata, Mammalia, Artiodactyla, Physeteridae. Bases 69 to 782 code for a protein of 237 amino acids. Gene Ontology annotation, molecular function: MHC class I protein binding. The record is from RefSeq and is a predicted model, not a curated record. Gene Ontology annotation, cellular component: external side of plasma membrane. Gene Ontology annotation, biological process: natural killer cell activation involved in immune response. The transcript is spliced from 4 exons.